UCUUUGAAGGGACAUUUUCUCAGCCAAUCAAAAGCAAGGGUUAAUGAGCCUUCGAGAUGAUUUGGUUUUCAUACAUUCUUUUUUCUAAUUCCAUAAUCCUUAGAUAUGGUGGGAAAUAUACUUCAAAGUGAGUACUCCAGAUUUAAUUCAAAUGCCACCCAUUUAAGUAGCUCAGAAAACUGCCUGAUCUAGGGUUCUGGGGUGACAGUGUUUUAUAUAUGUUGCAAUCUUUCAGAGUUGGAUCAAAACAUCAAAAGCUUUUUAUUUCAUUAAAAUAUGUCUCGGGCUCUGUAUUUCUUCUCUUGUUGCAGGCUUUACAUCUAGGACACAGUUCACAGCUUCUUCUUCAGGGAAUGUUUAAUUUUCCCUCAUCCAAAGGCUUGUAUUUGCUACUUUGUCCUGUAUUUUAAUUACCAAGCUCCAGAGGAAGAGAGUGGUCGGAGCCAGGGCCCCGAGUUGUGGAAGUUUCUAUAUCCGGUAAACUGGCUCCAUUCCAGGGCAGAAUAAUUUAUCAACAAAUGAAACACCAGACACUUCCCACACGUCCUCUGAUUGCAUUAAAAAAAAAAUCACUCCCUUUCCCACCCAAAUUGAGUUUGCUUAGAGUAUGGAGCCAACAGGCGUUCUCUCUCUUCCUCCUCCUCAUUUUGUUGCAUGGCUGGUUUCUGUAGUCUAUUUGACUUCUUAUUAAUAGUAAGAUGUUCAUUCAUUAACUCUCUCAUGCCUACAAGCCAGAUACAGUUGCUCUCUCUGCCCCCUCGUUAUGCUGUCUUCAUAAAGUCAUGGCGUAGCAAGGAAAUGAGCUGGAAAACUGAUUUUGCUUCUGUAGCAUCAGAAAAGUUCAGAAGGACUGGGCUAGUUUUCGAAACCACAGCACACUUUGGUAAAGAGGGAAUGCACAACAGAACGGAUGGUGUCUGCACUGGUGCUUCAUUGCUUGGACCUGAGGCAGUGCCUGGACAUGGACCGUGCAGGUACCAGGGCAGAUAUAUGCUAGCAGAGCAGAGUAGAGGAUCAUCACUCCUCUCCAGCAUAUUCACAGGCCAGCUUCCAAGAAAGAAGCUGGGAGCUGGGCUGCAUGAAGUGCCGGAGCUCCUGUGUAGCUGGCAGUCCUCUCCCGAUGGGGUGGCUGGACGGGAGCAGCUCUUGGCUCAGCAAAGAAUGCACAGUAUGAUCAGCUCAGUGGAUGUGAAGUCAGAGGUUCCAGUGGGUCUGGAGCCCAUUUCGCCUUUAGACUUAAGGACAGACCUCAGGAUGAUGAUGCCUGUGGUGGACCCUGUUGUCCGUGAAAAGCAACUGCAGCAGGAGUUACUUCUUAUCCAGCAGCAGCAACAAAUCCAGAAGCAACUCCUGAUAGCAGAGUUUCAGAAACAACAUGAGAACUUGACCCGGCAACACCAGGCUCAGCUUCAGGAACACAUCAAGUUGCAACAGGAACUUCUAGCCAUAAAACAGCAACAAGAACUCCUAGAAAAGGAGCAGAAACUGGAGCAGCAGAGGCAAGAACAGGAAGUAGAGAGGCAUCGCAGAGAACAGCAGCUUCCUCCUCUCAGAGGCAAAGAUAGAGGACGAGAAAGGGCAGUGGCAAGUACAGAAGUAAAGCAGAAGCUUCAAGAAUUCCUGUUGAGUAAAUCAGCAACGAAAGACACUCCAACUAAUGGAAAAAAUCAUUCCGUGAGCCGCCAUCCCAAGCUCUGGGCUGCCCACCACACAUCAUUGGAUCAAAGCUCUCCGCCCCUAAGUGGAACAUCUCCAUCCUACAAAUACACAUUACCAGGAGCACAAGAUACCAAGGACGAUUUUCCCCUUCGAAAAACUGCCUCUGAGCCCAACUUGAAGGUGCGGUCCAGGUUAAAACAGAAAGUGGCAGAGAGGAGAAGCAGCCCCUUACUCAGGCGGAAGGAUGGAAAUGUUGUCACUUCAUUCAAGAAGCGAAUGUUUGAGGUGACAGAAUCCUCAGUCAGUAGCAGUUCUCCAGGGUCUGGCCCCAGUUCACCCAACAAUGGGCCAACUGGAAGUGUUACUGAAAAUGAGACUUCGGUUUUGCCCCCUACUCCUCAUGCAGAGCAGCUGGUUUCACAGCAACGCAUUCUAAUUCAUGACGAUUCCAUGAACCUGCUAAGUCUUUAUACCUCUCCUUCUUUGCCCAAUAUCACCUUGGGACUUCCAGCAGGACCAUCCCAGCUCAAUGCUUCGAAUUCGCUCAAAGAAAAGCAGAAGUGUGAGACACAGACGCUCAGGCAAGGUGUUCCUCUGCCUGGGCAGUAUGGGGGCAGCGUCCCGGCAUCUUCAAGCCAUCCUCACGUGGCUUUAGAGGGGAAGCCCAACAGCAGCCACCAGGCUCUCCUGCAGCAUUUAUUAUUGAAAGAACAAAUGCGGCAACAAAAGCUUCUUGUGACUGGUGGAGUUCCCUUACAUCCUCAGUCUCCCUUGGCAACGAAAGAGAGAAUUUCACCUGGUAUUAGAGGUACCCACAAACUUCCCCGUCACAGACCCCUGAAUCGAACCCAGUCGGCACCUUUGCCUCAGAGCACGUUGGCUCAGCUGGUCAUUCAGCAGCAACACCAGCAAUUCCUGGAGAAGCAGAAACAAUACCAGCAGCAGAUCCACAUGAACAAACUGCUUUCGAAAUCUAUUGAACAACUGAAGCAACCAGGCAGUCACCUGGAGGAAGCUGAGGAAGAGCUUCAGGGGGACCAGGCCAUGCAGGAAGACAGAGCGCCCUCUAGUGACAACAGCAGUAGGAGCGACAGCAGUGCUUGUGUGGAUGACACACUGGGACAAGUUGGGGCUGUGAAGGUCAAGGAAGAGCCAGUGGACAGUGAUGAAGAUGCUCAGAUCCAGGAAAUGGAAUCUGGGGAGCAGGCUGCUUUUAUGCAACAGCAGCCCUUCCCGGAGCCCCCGCACACACGUGCGCUCUCGGCGCGCCAGGCUCAGCUGGCUGUGGUUGGCAUGGAUGGAUUAGAGAAACAUCGCCUUCUCUCCAGGACUCAUUCUUCCCCUGCUGCCUCCAUUUUACCACACCCUGCAACGGACCGCCCCCUCCAGCCUGGCUCUGCAACUGGAAUUGCCUAUGACCCUCUGAUGCUGAAACACCAGUGCGUUUGUGGCAGUUCCACCACCCACCCUGAGCAUGCUGGACGAAUACAGAGCAUCUGGUCACGGCUGCAAGAAACUGGGCUGCUAAAUAAAUGUGAGAGGAUUCAAGGUCGAAAAGCCAGCUUGGAGGAAAUACAGCUUGUUCAUUCUGAACAUCACUCACUGUUGUAUGGCACCGGCCCCCUGGAUGGACAGAAGCUGGACCCCAGGAUACUCCUAGGUGAUGACUCUCAAAAGUUUUUUUCCUCCUUACCUUGUGGUGGACUUGGGGUGGACAGUGACACCAUUUGGAACGAGCUGCACUCGUCCGGUGCUGCACGCAUGGCUGUUGGCUGUGUCAUCGAGCUGGCUUCCAGAGUGGCCUCAGGAGAGCUGAAGAAUGGGUUUGCUGUUGUGAGGCCCCCAGGCCAUCACGCUGAAGAAUCUGCAGCCAUGGGGUUCUGCUUUUUUAAUUCAGUUGCAAUUACCGCCAAAUAUUUGAGAGACCAACUAAAUAUAAGCAAGAUAUUGAUUGUAGAUCUGGAUGUUCACCAUGGAAACGGUACACAGCAGGCCUUUUAUGCUGACCCCAGCAUCCUGUACAUUUCACUCCAUCGCUAUGAUGAAGGGAACUUUUUCCCUGGCAGUGGAGCCCCAAAUGAGGUUGGGACAGGCCUUGGAGAAGGCUACAAUAUAAAUAUUGCCUGGACAGGUGGCCUUGAUCCCCCCAUGGGAGAUGUUGAGUACCUUGAAGCAUUCAGGACUGUCCUGAUGCCUGUGGCCAAAGAGUUUGAUCCAGAUAUGGUCCUGGUUUCCGCUGGAUUUGAUGCAUUAGAAGGCCACACCCCUCCUCUGGGGGGGUACAAGGUGACAGCAAAGUGCUUUGGUCAUUUGACGGAGCAACUGAUGACACUGGCUGAUGGACGUGUGGUGUUGGCUCUGGAAGGAGGACACGAUCUCACGGCCAUCUGUGAUGCGUCGGAAGCCUGUGUAAAUGCCCUUCUAGGAAAUGAGCUGGAGCCACUUGCUGAAGAUAUUCUCCAUCAAACCCCGAACAUGAAUGCUGUUACUUCUUUACAGAAGAUCAUUGAGAUUCAGAGCAAGUACUGGAAGUCGGUAAGGAUGGUUGCUGUGCCAAGGGGUUGUGCUCUGCCUGGCGCUCAGUUGCAAGAAGAGACAGAGACCGUUUCUGCUCUGGCCUCCCUGACGGUGGAUGUGGAACAGCCCUUUGCUCAGGAAGACAGCAGAACUGCUGGUGAGCCCAUGGAAGAGGAGCCAGCCUUGUGAAGUGCCAAGUCUCCCCCAAUAUUUCCUGUGUGUGACAUCAUUGUGUAUGCCCCCACCCCAGCACCCUCAGACAUGUCUUGUCUGCUGCCUGGGUGGCACAGAUUCGAUAGAACAUAAACACUGGGCACAAAAUUCUGAACAGCAGCUUCACUUGUUCUUUGGAUGGACUUGAAAGGGCAUUAAAGAUUCCUGAAACGUAAC
Messenger RNA from Marmota monax (woodchuck), 4566 nucleotides. It is a transcript of the gene Hdac9, whose product is annotated as histone deacetylase 9. Gene Ontology annotation, molecular function: histone deacetylase activity. The record is from RefSeq and is a predicted model, not a curated record. Bases 655 to 4365 code for a protein of 1236 amino acids. NCBI's taxonomy places the organism in Eukaryota, Metazoa, Chordata, Mammalia, Rodentia, Sciuridae. Gene Ontology annotation, biological process: negative regulation of transcription by RNA polymerase II; chromatin organization. Gene Ontology annotation, cellular component: histone deacetylase complex. The transcript has 29 exons.